AUGUGGAAACAAUUUUUUAGACAAAAACCGAUUUUAAUUAUUUCGCGUUGUUCGAUUUCUUCAUUAUCAAAUGAUCUGAUUCGAAAACGUAUAAUACCUUAUGUUGAUAAAACAAAUUAUGUUAAUGAACUUUCACAAACUCUACCAAAAUUAGAAUCAUAUAGAAGAGCAGCAAUACUAUUACCUAUUUAUUAUAAUGAAAAAACGAAUCGAGUAGAAAUUUUAGUUUUACAACGAUCAAAUAAAGUUCGAUCACAUACAGGAAUGAUUGUAUUUCCCGGUGGAAUAUGUGAUUUAACUGAUCGAGAUGUAAUUCAUACAGCUCAACGUGAAGCAGAAGAAGAAAUAGGUUUAAAAUCAGAACAUUAUUCAAUACUUGGUUGUUUACCACCAACAAUUGAUUCUCGAGCAGUCAUUGUCACACCUGUUAUUGCAUUACUUCAUUCACCAAAAUUUACGGAUUAUUGUUUAGCAGUUGAUGAAAUAAUUAAUGCAUUCUAUGUAGAUCUUGAACAAUUUUUAUAUAAGAAAAAUAAUCAUAAAAUAUUAGAUGUUGGUGAUCAUUUUGUAACACAUCAUUUUUAUAUUGAUAAAUAUCAUAUAUGGGGUAUAACAGCUUAUGAAUUAAUUACUCUUGCUGCAAUAGUCUUUCAACAAUUACCAGAAUUUCCUUUUUUUCGUCAUGGAGUACAUUUCGAUUUAAAACGAUUAUCCGAACAAUUAAAAAAGCAUUUUCAAUUGUAUGUUAGUUAUGAAAAAAAAGCUGAACUUGAAUUACAAUUGAAUAAAAUCGGUGGUUUAAAAUAA
Messenger RNA from Adineta steineri, 807 nucleotides. Lineage: Eukaryota; Metazoa; Rotifera; Eurotatoria; Adinetida; Adinetidae. The record is from the annotation of a GenBank genome assembly.